Molecule: messenger RNA, 783 nt
Organism: Colletotrichum chrysophilum
Lineage: Eukaryota; Fungi; Ascomycota; Sordariomycetes; Glomerellales; Glomerellaceae
Exons: 3
Coding region: 1-783 (260 amino acids)
Biological process (GO): anaphase-promoting complex-dependent catabolic process; protein K11-linked ubiquitination
Cellular component (GO): anaphase-promoting complex
Source: RefSeq, a predicted model, not a curated record
AUGGAAGAGUAUCUACGAAAUGCACAGAUUCCCGAGUACUCGGAUGAAGAGGGCGGCAGCGGUCCUCUGGAAGACCUCGGUGACAUCUCCGCCGAGGACACCAGUGUCGAAGACGGCGAGAAUCACAUCGACCAGCAAGAAGAAGAACCCGAGUUCGACCCUGUUGCUGCCGGUCUGAAGGAGAUUUCAAACCUGGGGAAGUUCACCGUCAGCAGCCACAAGCAGGGGAAUGGCGUUGAUCAGCUCCGGCAUGACAGCCUUAAGAGUUACUGGCAAUCCGACGGGCCUCAGCCCCACAAAUUGACCGUCUACUUCAUCAAGCGUGUCGGCAUCAGAGACAUCCGCUUCUAUGUGGACUACAACGAGGACGAGUCCUACACGCCCACCAAGAUCAUCUUCAAGUCAGGAACCAGCGAGAACAAUCUCAUUCAAUUCGCCACCAUGGAUCUGUCAGCACCUUCAGGAUGGCAGCUGGUUCCCAUCGCUGGCUCCGGCGGUGGUCCUGACGGCAACACCCUGGUGUCGUAUGUGUUCCAGAUGCAGAUACUCGAGAACCACCAGAACGGCAAAGACACACAUCUCCGUUCUAUCAAAAUCUACGCAGCGGACACAGAUGGCGCGAAUGUCGAACGCGAACGGGACUCUAACAACGUCUCUGUACACAGCGACCUCACCAUGGAGGAUGUUGCUGCGGAUGAAAGGCCAGCCGACCCCUGGGACAUCUCUGUACUUGAAGCUGGCCUUCCUAUUCCCGACUUCAUGAAAGAGCCUGAGAUUCGAUGA